AUUGAAUAUUGUGCUUUAUUCACUCUGCAGUUCAAAGAUAUAAGUACCAAGUAGUUAAAGGGCUGAACCAUCUGUGUAAAGUGUACCACUUCCAGUCCUCCAGGAAGUAAAGCUACCACAACUUGUGAAAGCUGUCAUCAAUACAGGACACUUCUGAUCCCUAAAGGUUUUCACAGUCCAUGGAGAGACAGGUUGUUGUGGUUAAAAACAUAUAUUUAAAAAAUGAAAUUCUGUUGCUGUAAUAUAUAAUGUAGAUAAUGUAAAUUUUUAAUUUAAUUAACAUAAUAAAUUGAUAAAAUUACAGUUCUGCUGUAUUUGAGCUUAUUAUUUGACUAAACAUGUGAAAUAUAUUUCAGGCAUAGAAUUGGACUGUGAUGUAUACAAAUGAUUUAUAUUGUUUUUGGUGUUGAAUGUACAUUUUUAUUUGGUGUCUUGUGUUAGAACUUUCAGCCAAAACAUAAACAGAGUGACUAUUUUGACCACGUGGUGUUUGGCUAAAAAUAUCAUCCAAUCAAGUGUUUUCGAGAAGGAGCAGUGGAUCGUCGUCCAAUCAGAAAACUGUAGUGGGUUUCCAAGCAGUUCGUGUGACUAAUGCCUGUCAUAUGACUCCGCCACAAAUGGGGUUAGUUUUAAGGAACUAAGGCUGCACUUGGAUUUGGAAGAAAGCGAGACUUUCUAAAAUGCCUCCAACUCUUUUUCAGAAACUUUUUAAUAAAAGAAAUUCAAUUUCGCCGCCCCCAAGAUGCAACAAAGAGGACCCCGCGUUCAGCUGGUCAUCCCCACAGCUGGACCCUAGCCAGAUCAGAUUGAUACUGUACCAAGACUGUGAGCGACGGGGGAGAAAUGUCCUCUUCGACUCCAGUUCCAAAAAGAGGAGCGCAGAGGAAGCCCCUGCCUCGCAGAAGAUGUGCAGUAGCGAGGCCCAGGUGAAGAUGUAUGGGAAGUGCUGCCAGCUGAGGCCUACAGGGGGCAGCUCCAACUCUCUGGACAGUUCCUGUGCUGCCGAGGCCCGGGAACCCAGGGAACAAGGGCUGCGCUUCCAGGGGUUGCGGUGUUCCUCUGAUGCCAACAUGUUGGGGGAGAUGAUGUUUGGCUCGGUGGCCAUGAGCUACAAGGGCUCCACACUCAAGAUCCACCAGAUACGGUCACCCCCUCAGCUGAUGCUGAGUAAAGUGUUUACAGCCCGAACUGGGAGUAGUGUCUAUGGCAGCCUUAACACACUGCAGGACAGCCUGGAGUUCAUGGGUCAGGACCCCAAUUCUUUGAGGCCUGAUCAGAACACUGUGACCAACGGCCUCCUGGGGAACAUAGGUUUCUCUCAGCUCUGCAGCCCGCGCCGGGCCUUCUCUGAGCAGGGCCCUCUGCGCCUCAUCAAGAGUGCCUCUUUCUUUUCAGGCCAUAGUAACCCCAUGGACAUGCCGGGCAGAAGCCUGUACGACGAGAGAGACAGCGGCAUCGCCAGAUCAGCGUCUCUGAGCAGUCUGUUGAUUACUCCGUUCCCCUCCCCGGGCUCCUCCCUCACCAGCAGCCAGGCCAGUAGCUACCAGAGACGCUGGCUCCGCAGCCAGACCACCAGUCUGGAGAACGGGGUCUUCCCAAGAUGGUCUGUGGAAGAAAGCUUCAAUAUGUCGGACGAGAGCGGAGGUCCCAGCCUGGGCGUGGCCAGGAAGAAGAAGAUAGCCAUUGGUGUCAUCUUCCUCCUCUCCCAGGACGAAGAGGAGAACAUCAAGUUCCAGGACUUCUUCUUCUCCCACUUCCCCCUCUUCGAGAGCCACAUGAACAAACUAAAAAGUGCCAUUGAACAGGCCAUGAAAAUGAGCCGGCGAUCAGUUGAUUCCAGUCAGAGGGCUCUGGCCUAUAGCCGCAUGGUGGAUGGCCUCAAUGAAUUCAGGACGACCAUCGUCAACCUUUACACCAUGCCCCGCGUGGCCGAGCCCGUUUGGCUCACCAUGAUGUCUGGAGCCCCCGAGAAGAACCAGCUCUGUGGACAUUUCAUGAGGGAGCUCGCGCUACUCAUGGAGCAGGCCUCAAAGAACCAGUUCCUCCCUGCCCUCCUUACAGCCAUUCUCACCAACCACCUGGCCUGGGUGCCCACUGUCAUGCCCAACGGACAGCCGCCCAUCAAGAUCUUCCUGGAGAAACACUCUUCUCAGAGCGUGGAUAGGCUGGCCAAGAGCCACCCCUACAACCCACUGUGGGCCCAGCUCGGUGACUUGUACGGGGCCAUCGGCUCCCCGGUGCGUCUGUCCAGGACAGUAGUGGUGGGGCGGAGACGGGAGCUAGUCCAACGACUCCUCUAUGUGCUCACCUACUUCAUCCGCUGCUCUGAGCUGCUGGAGACCCACAUGCUGGACAGCACUGAGGACGAGGCCAUCGUCAUCCCAGGCUCUCUCAUCACCACCUCGCUGCAGCGUGGGGAGGUGGAGGAGUCAGACUAUGUGCUGGUCACCGUGCACAAGCCCAGCGGAGACUACCUCAGCCAGGAUCCCGAGCCCCAAGAGGACCGCAGCUACCCCUCACACAGCAACAACAGCUUGCAGUGCAGCACCUACACUGAGGCUGGCCCUAAGGAGGGGGACAGUAACAACAGCCAGGGCUCCAAGAACAUUGUCCUGCAGACCCAGGCCCACUUCAGCCACAACACUAACGCUGUGCCCAUCAUCCACAUGGAGGAUGUUAGUGAGCCCACGCCGCUCAAGGAGUCACCAACUGCCUUUCUGGAGGCCAAGCUGGAAACAGUGGUGUGUGUGGGCUCCACCUCCCCCAGGGAGACAGUGGUGCGUGUGGGCUCCGCCUCCCCCAGGGAGCAGGUCUGUGUGCUGCUGGAGACGAAGCCUGAGACAGAGUUAGAGGUCAAGGCCAGCGAGAAGGAGGGGGUGGGGAGUCUGCCCAUCAAGGUGUUCCACUCUUCUGGGAUACCACUGGAGAAGAAGCCCCCUGACAAGACUGUACCUGUACCUGUACCCGGCCCCUUUCUGUCAAAACACCAGGAGGAGCCGGCCACCAAAGUGCUGUUUCUCAUCGGCGACCCCCAGUCUCCGGGAUCAGACACAGAGAGCAGGAGGAGGAAGCUUGAGGAGGACAUUAAGAAGCACAAGAAAUGCAUCAAAGAGAAACAGAGGCAGCAACCGCAACUACAACAACAGCAACAACCACUACAACAGCAGCAAUCGCUACUACAACAACAACAGCAACCGCAGCAACAACAGCAACCACAACCGCAGCAACAACAGCAACCGCAACCGCAGCAACAACAGCAACCGCAACCACAGCAACCGCAACCACAGCAACCGCAACCACAGCAACCGCAGCAACAACAACAGCAACCGCAGCAACAACAACAGCAACCGCAGCAACAACAACAGCAACCGCAACUACAACAACAGCAACCGCAACUACAACAACAGCAACCGCAACUACAACAACAGCAACCGCAACCACUACAACCGCAACCACUACAACAACAGCAGCAGAGUGGAUGCGGUGACGGCGGUGAUCAGAGGGAGAAGCCUACUACCAGCAUAUCACCCGACCAAACGAAGACCAAUGCUGGCGGAAAGAAGACUCUGAUGCGUGUCUUCAGCAAGAUGCCCCAGUGGAACCCUGUCAGCGAGGAGUGCUCAGAGCUGUUCGAUGAGUACUUCAGUGAUGACAGCCCUGUAGAGACCAGGACUAUAGACGAUGAGGCGAAAUGCCUGGACUUGUCAAACGGCACGGACAAAACCCAGAAAGAGCUUCUGGACCCUUCGGGAGUCCAGAGUAGCAGUUGCUGUAAGGGACAUGGGCAUCAGGGACAGAAGGGAACAGGGCAGGUGGGUGUGGGACCGGGGGGUGUUGGUGGGGAUGAGGCUGAUGUCCAGACCUGGUGUAUGGGGGAGGCUGACGUUAAGACCAGGUGUGGGGGGGAGGCUGACGUUAAGACCAGGUGUAGGGGGGAGGCUGACGUUAGGAUCAGGUGUGGGGGGGAGGCUGACGUUAAGACCAGGUGUGGGGGGGAGGCUGACGUUAGGAUCAGGUGUGGGGGGGAGGCUGACGUUAAGACCAGGUGUGGGGGGGAAGCUGACGUCCAGGCCAGGUGUAUGGGGGAGGCUGACGUCCAGGCAAGGUGUGGGGGGAGGCUGACGACCAGGCCAGGUGUGGGGGAGGCUGACGUCCAGGCCAGGUGUAUGGGGGAGGCUGACGACCAGGCCAGGUGUGGGGGGGAGGCUGACGUCCAGGCCAGGUGUAGGUGUGGCUCUACAGACACAUCAGAGGCACGCUCCUGUAGAAGUUGUUCUGCUGAGCAGAACAUGUGCAUCCUGAUUUCAGUAUCCGUCCCCAAAGGGGCCCAACAAAAGAAGGGGUCCCCGCUUAAUGACUGUGAAAUCCCUCGGAACGAGAGUUCGGACAGUGCGCUUGGGGACAGCGAGAGCGAAGAUGCAGGGCAGGACGUCCACAGGCAGAGUGAUAGCGACACCUACUACAAAGAUGAUCAGGAGCCAGAUGAGUGGCAGGAAGAGGUGGAGGUCCCCUUCCCUGGGUCAAAGUUGGUGGAGCAUUUCUCCAAACCGAGCAUUGCCAACUUUGGGAGGUCACUGUUCGGAGGGUACUGCACAACCUAUGUGCCGGACUUUGUUCUGCAGGGGAUGCCCAACGAUGACAAACUCAGGCAGGGCCUCAUGUCAGAAUUAGCCCACGCUGUACAGCAUCCAGUGUUGGAUGAGCCCAUUGCAGAGGCGGUCUGCAUUAUCGCAGACACUGAUAAGUGGACGGUGCAGGUAGCCAGCAGCCAGAGACGAGCCACGGACAACAACAAACUGGGGAAGGAGGUCCUGGUGUCCAGCCUCGUGUCCAGCCUGCUACAGUCCACCCACCUGCUUUACAAGAUGAACCUCUCCCCCAACUUUUGCAUAAUGCACCUUGAGGACAGACUCCAGGAGAUCUACUUCAAGAGUAAAAUGCUGGCAGAGUACCUGAAGGGACAGACUAGAGUGCACGUCAAGGAGCUGGGGAUGGUCCUGGGUAUUGAGUCCAGUGACCUACCCCUGCUGGCCGCGGUGGCAAGCACUCACUCUCCCUACGUGGCCCAAAUACUGCUAUAAUAGAUGGAACCAAAGCCAGAGGUGGCGGGUGACUGUGGACUGGAGCAGCCGGACACUGUGCUUCACCCUGGCCCAACACGUUGGCUUGACCCUGUUCACCGACGCCCUGCUGAUGCUCUGAGAAGGCCGGUGCAGUGCAGAGUCUCCUGGACAAGGUGUGCAUCCCAAAUUGCAUACUAUUCAGAAGUUGUACACUAUGUAGGGAAUAGGGUAUCAUUUGAGAUGCAGAAGGGCCUCAUGGAAGUAUCUGAGAGCUCAGCUACCGCUGCUGCCACUGGGCAAACAGACAUACUGGGCAUACAGACAUACUGCCACAAGGGGACAGCCGAUUCCAUGGUCUCCUCUGCUAGUAAGAGAUGAAGCUCUGUUGGCCCACUCCAAGCCAGAGAGGCAUGCUGCUGCUGUGGCCAAUUCUCCUCUUUUUCAGUGUUUUCCCCCUCCUCUGCAUCAACAUUAUUUUAACCCGGUUAAAGGACAAGAAGGCCAAAUAAUUAUUCUGUUGAGUAUAAAUAAUAAUCAAGAUAUCAAUUCUAAAAUAUAUAUUUUUUACAUCUACUACUUUCCCGUACAAUCUUUUACACGUUUAACCAGGAAGCACAGGUGAUAGAUAGGAUGAGUUUUUUUGUUACUUGUAGUGAAUAUGAUCAAAUUCACUUUUAUUUCAAUUACGUUUCUGUGUUCUUCAUGUAUUUGUUUACAAGUGUACUUGACCUGAAAUGUCUCCCUCAAUGAUCCAUAAUUAACUGGAUUUCAUUUGAAAAUGAACUACACUAAUUAUAUAAACAUAGGCCUGGAAGUCGCAUCUGGGUAAUUUAUACACAUUCAUUGUAAUUCUUAACUGCAGUGUAGCUUUAACAUUCUUGAUCACAGGUACAGCACUACCUCAGAUAUUUUGUGGUCGAUCGACGCUACACGCUUUUUAUAGUUGCCGACUAGAUAAGCCUGAGAGAAUUAUUUGUAUUUUUAAAUCAGUGGAAUGUUCAAAUAAAACUGCAAACCCAAUGCUGAACUCUUUUUGAAAAAGGGAUGUUAAUAAUUACAUAUUUGAAAAUGGGGAAAAACUUUGUAAUUAUUUUUGGAAUACAACAAGAGCUCAUUUCUACUGCUGUAUGUGGAGAAAAAUAAACAAAAAAAUAUCUACAUAUAUUUUCAAACGGAAAUAUUUUCACAAGUUUAAAACAUUUGUAUCGCUUUGACACCAUCAUACCAUGUUUACAGCUGUAUUGCAUGCUACAAAGGGAGCGUUUGUGGAAUAUCUGUUAGCAAUACAUUUAUCAGUUCCUUAAACUACACUCAAUGUUUAUGGUAAAUAAUUGCUGCAUUGAUUUUACAAAAGCAAGAUGCAAAACCACAAAUCUAAACCACAAAUUUGUUUUUAUUUUUUUAAUAAAUAUUUUUACCAACCAUGAAA
Oncorhynchus keta (chum salmon) is the source of this 6492-nucleotide messenger RNA. Its product is annotated as folliculin-interacting protein 1. Gene Ontology annotation, molecular function: protein-folding chaperone binding; ATPase inhibitor activity. The coding region runs from base 681 to 5081 and encodes 1466 amino acids. NCBI's taxonomy places the organism in Eukaryota, Metazoa, Chordata, Actinopteri, Salmoniformes, Salmonidae. The transcript has 21 exons. Gene Ontology annotation, cellular component: cytoplasm. The record is from RefSeq and is a predicted model, not a curated record.